AUGAUUGAGUCUCUCAGACCUCCGCGGGUGCGUCUGCAGCUCCCCUUGCUCUUUGGGCUCCUUGGGGAGGAGGGGCUGGGGCCCUGGCCCACCUGUAGGACAAUGAUCUUCCGGCUGCUCCUGGCUCUCCACUUCUUCCCAUCCAUUGAAGCAUCAGCAGUUAAUUCUCAUGACUACCAGAAAACAAGAAUUUUGGUGAAGCAGUCGCCCAGGCUGGUGGCAUACAACAAUGCGGUAAACAUUAGCUGCAAGUACAACCAACACUUCUUCUCGAAGGAGUUCCGAGCAUCCCUUUACAAAGGAGUGGAUAGUGCCGUGGAAGUCUGUGUUGUGAAUGGGAAUUACGCCCAUCAGCUUCAGUUUCAUUCAGUACAGUAUUCUAACUGUGAUGGGAAAUUGGACAAUGAAACGGUGACAUUCUACCUCUGGAAUUUGGACGUUAACCAAACGGAUAUUUACUUCUGCAAAAUUGAGAUCAUAUAUCCUCCUCCAUACAUAGGCAAUGAGAAGAGCAAUGGAACCAUUAUCCAUGUCAAAGAGAAACAUCUUUGUCCAACUCACCAGUCUUCUGAAUCUUCUGUCCCCUUUUGGGUACUGGUGGCGCUUUUUGGAGGCGGGGCUGUCUACAGCUUCGUAACAACGGUGUGCCUUUGUAUUUGUUGGAAGAAGAAUAGAAGGAGCAGGAUCCUUCAGAGCGACUACAUGAACAUGACCCCCCGGAGGCCCGGGCCCACGCGCAAGCACUACCAGCCGUACGCGCCGGCCCGGGACUUCGCCGCCUACCGCUCCUGACACGGACGCCUAUCCAGAGGCGAGCCGGCUGGCGCCCCCCGGGUGCCCAACACCACCGCUCUGGAUAGGAAAGGACCACCCCCGCCUUCAGCCGGCCACCGCGGGGCCCUGGGAGGCCACCGUUGCCAAGUUUCUUGAGCGACUGGACCAAAUAUCAAGAUCAUUUUGGUAUUCUGAAAUGGAGUUAAAGAAAAUUACUGUGGCAGGUUAAACCUUACAGUGCCAUGACCCAAGUUCAAACUGAGUAUGUUUUUAAUUUAUUGACUUGACUGAGAUGUUAAGGUAGAGAACAAAUAGCGAGUGGUUUCUGUUAGCCUUGAAAUCUGCUUCUAAAGCUGCUGGUUAAGCCUGGUUCCUUUCUCACUCACCCGCACAUCUCAAUCCAGCAAAGUGGGAUAGCCAAGGAAUUUUUAGGGAAAAAAGGCUAGAAAAUCAUUCCUUUUGGUUAGGUGGGUAUGCAGGGUGGGAAUAGGUUAGAGUGAGGAAGGGUAAGGAGACUGUGAGACUUAGUUUUUUUUUUAACCAUUAAAACACUGUCUCUCUCUGAUGAAAUGAGCAAUUAAGCCAUACCGAUUGAAUGUUGUGUUACUUUUAGUUUAGAAAGAUGUGCACACUGUCUUUGAUGAAUUCUGACCAUAUUUAGUCAUUUUGACCAAUGGGAUCACUGCUAAGCAAUGCUAGGCAAACUUACUUGCUUUCCUGCCUCCUUGUGAUGGGUAUUCAGUUUAAUGUUCACAGUAGGAUUUCAAAAGAAUAAGGUAGUCUUCCCAAAUCAAGGAAGAACGUGUGUCGGGAAAUAAGAUCAUUUUAUAUUGAAAUCAUUUGAACAAUAUGAAGGGUUAUUUGUUUAGCAGUUUAUUCCAGUCAAAUCAUAUACAGGAUUUUCUUUUCUAUAUAUUUCGGGUUUGGACAGUUGUCUGCAUGGAGAUUUGAAGUAGGAUGCUGAAAAAAGCAUCUACAGGGGCAUUGAUGAUGCUGUGAGAAAGGGAUGUUAGCAUUCAUGAGCAUAUGGGAUGAGUCCCCAACAAGCUUCUUCUGAAGAAGAGAGAAUGAGAUUCUUUCCAUGUCCUAAGGGAGUGACUGGCAUUGGGUGGAAGCUCUGGGGAAGGCAACAGAUGGAAGGAGCCCUGGUAAGAGCUCCUUUAGAGGAACUUUAUGCGGUUCAGCACCAGAACUCUGUGGACUCAGCUUCCUGCUUACCCUGGAGGUCUGUGGACAUGGAAAAGUAUCUUGGAUAUGUGUCGCUUCUAACGAGACAGCAUCGAAGUUCUCAAAAGAACCUGCAAGGCCUGAUCUUGGAAUGGCCAUGGAUAUUUUUCCGCCUUCAGUUUGGAGGCAACUGAAGUAUGUCCAUGGACUUUUAAGAAUGGACUCUACUGCUGCCCUCACAAGUUGUUCAGUGAUUUGAUUUAUUUAGGUGUAGAAGAGCCUAGGGUUUGAGGCAGAGACCUGGUUCGAGUCCCACUUAUGCCCUGUACUAAUUGAAUGGCCUUAGACAUUUCACUGACAUGGAUCGUCAACUAUAAAAUGGAGUUAAGAAUCAUAAAUGGUUGUUCCUACACUAUAAACUCUACAAAGGCAUGACCAAAAGCUGUCUUUUUCUCUGCUUCUUCUUGGCACUUAGCACUGUGCCUGGCAUAGAAACAUUAGCUAUUAUUAUAAUUUCCAUAUGGAUAAAUUUUGUCUUAAAAAUGAACUGGACAAUGACCUAAGAAAGAGAGAAUUUUGUAACCAGAAUUUAACUCACUACCCAUGAAAGAGGUGCUGUAAAAUGUGAGGGCCUCUUAAACUUCCACCAUGUUCCUGUUUCUUGGAAUAUUUUAGCAUGUAAUAAAAUGUAGGGCAUUUUUUUUGUUUCACUUUUAUGUAUAUAAAAGAACUUCUUUAAUUGUUUUUUUAAUGUGGUGAGGAGAGAAGAGGUAGGAAUCUUAUGAUUCCAGACAAAAAAUAUUGUACUCUGGUUGAUUUUUAAAUGGGCUUCCAUUCCAUCAAUUUAAUUAAUCAAAAGAUGGUCAAGCAUAGCAACACUUGGACAAUGAAGGACUUUUGAAUUUACACCUGCACAUGUACUACAUUGCCAGCUUCUUGGCACACAGAGUUCUUCAACCCAAGUUAUCAGACUAUUUGAGUAUGACAGAGACAGAGAAUUUUAAAAAGGGCAGUGGCAAAAAAAUAAAAUAAAUGGAAAGAUUUGAUCUUUGGUACUACAUGAUUUUGUUUUAUGACUGGAAAAGGAGGUUUACUAAAGAUGAAUCACACUUGAGAUUUUUCUUACUCACUCUGAACAGAACCAAAGUAGAAAUGUUAUGUAAGGAAGUCUGUUUUCAUUAUUAGUAUGAACCAAGAAAUGGUCUAAAAACUGUGGUUGGAGCAAUGCAUUUACAGUUUCAGACAUGGUAAUUAUGAAGAAAACAAUGUCAUUUGCUGCUAUUAUUGUAAGAGUCUUAUAACUAAUGCUAUCUCCAUAAUUUUUUAUUAUGAGACCAUAUGCUUUGGGCUGAAUAUGCCAAUUUAAAGAGACCAUGUGUACAUUAUGUUUUGUGUAGUCAAUGAUAAAAUUAUUGAAUGCCAUGGAUGUGUUUUAAAGUUUGCAUUUUAAUAUUGUUUUUCAUAGUAGGUAUGCUUCAUUUUGGCAGUGAAUCUGAAGGAAACUUUUUUCCAGGUUGGUCUUUUUAUAAAAAUCCAGACUUUCAAACAUUAGUUUCAUCUCAAGCAAGGCAUUCUUCAGAUGACAAUUUGUUUGGCUCCAGUUACAAUUUCUCCUCAGACCAAUGGUUUACCUCUUUAAGAUGUUGGGCUCAUCAAUGCUUUCUGUGUAGCAUGAAUGCUGUAUGAGAGGGAUCACACUUCAGCCUUGACUCUAUCAGUCUCUUGGGUUAACUAACUGAGCCACCAGCUCUGUGGCUGUUUUCAUGGGUUUGUUGAUGGGCAAAUAGAUGUCUAAUCCCAUAUCCCAGGAUUUCACAUGCCAGAUGGGAACCACAGCAGGCCUGGGGACUGAUCCCCGAGUGCUAAACUACAUGUUGGAGUUUGGAGAUGGUGCUGAUGAAGGAUCUAGAAAUAGGGUCAUCCCUGCCAUAGUCCUAUUAUCAACCCAGGUCAAGGACAGUAGCAGGGCCUCUCUAAAGACCUUGGGCAGGAUGGGUCCUUAGCAUCUACAAGGGCAUUCAAGGCUCAGGAUAUCUAUUUCAUGGCUUCUCUGACAUGUUCCUCCUCAAACAGGACAGGCAUGUUCCCACCUCAGGUCUUAACAGGUAUUAUUUACUAUGUCUGGAAUGGUCUUCCCCAGAUGUCUGCAUGGCUAAAACUCCUUCAGUUCCCUGCUGAAAUGUUGCUUCUACCCUAGUUAAAGCUGCUCACUCCCUAUCUGCUUUCCUUGAUUGUUUUUCUUCAUAGCAUUUUCACCAUCUGUUAACUAGACAUUUUACUUCUUUAUUUGCUUAUUGUUUAUCUCCCAGCUAGAUUGUGAGCUUCAUGAGGGAAGGAAUUUUUUCUGUUUUGUUUAUUGCUGUAUCUCCAGUGCCUAGACCAAUGCCUUGCAUGCAAUAAAUAUUUAUUGACUGAA
Molecule: messenger RNA, 4357 nt
Organism: Choloepus didactylus (southern two-toed sloth)
Lineage: Eukaryota; Metazoa; Chordata; Mammalia; Pilosa; Megalonychidae
Gene: CD28
Product: CD28 molecule
Biological process (GO): T cell activation; immune response; T cell receptor signaling pathway
Cellular component (GO): membrane; external side of plasma membrane
Source: RefSeq, a predicted model, not a curated record